Messenger RNA from Papilio xuthus (Asian swallowtail), 1020 nucleotides. RefSeq lists its product as uncharacterized. Gene Ontology annotation, molecular function: odorant binding. The record is from RefSeq and is a predicted model, not a curated record. Bases 259 to 987 code for a protein of 242 amino acids. The transcript is spliced from 6 exons. Lineage: Eukaryota; Metazoa; Arthropoda; Insecta; Lepidoptera; Papilionidae.
GUUACGAACAACAACUAGUAAAGAAAGAUUAUCAAAAUAUAUAACUGAAAUAAAGUUUGAUAGUGUGUUUGUGUAAAAUUAACAUCGAUAUCGGAAUUUCGAUCUCAAAAUUAGAUUGAUAGUGUUAGGUUGUGCUGAAAAAGAACUUCAAACUAUAUGUAGAUAUUAAUUGGAGGAGGCUUCUUUAUCAGCAAAAAGAUAGCAAAGACCUUACUCGCAUUCCUGCUCCUAACAAGGAUAGAGGCUCGCAUAUCAGUGAUGUACGCUCAUGACAAGGCUUCUGAUGUGGUCGCCGACCAGUGUCUUAGCGAAAUGUAUCCGAAAGGCAAGCGAGUUGAAUUCCAAGAGUCGGAUGAAGCUUGUAUCAUAUACUGCGUACUUAAGAAGUUCGGUAUUAUGAAUUCGAACGGCGUCAUCAACUUAGAAGCGUACCGAAUGUUUGCGCGAGGAAUCCUCAUGUGGUUACUGCCUACUUGCUCGCUAGCUUUACGAACCAGUACAUUUUCCGGGACAAUGGUUGAUUUCACAGACCCUAAGGUUCAAGGACAUUUAGAUGCGUUAGUUCGAAUGGCACAAGCCUGCGUAAUAAAAGUCAGGGCAUCACCUAAAGAUGUAAGAGCGUACUUUACCAACUCACCACCGAUCACCAGAUCUGGUCAAUGCUUCGCUGCGUGCAUGCUUGAACAGAGCGAUGUUAUUAACCAUGGCAAAAUCAAUCGGGAUUUAUUGAUCCAUCUUGCUGGUUUAGUGAACGGCAAGAAUUCACGUGUCGUGAGAAAACUUCACAGCAUAUCCCGUCUUUGCCUUGACAGUAUUGAUGGCAUGUCUGACAGAUGUCAACUGGCGUCAACUUACAAUGAUUGUUUAAAUGAAAACAUGACAGAGUUCGCGUUUCCAUUAGACAUCGCUGAAGAGGCCGUGAGGAAAAUGCCAUUCCAUCUAAUACAACCCAACUUACCACAGGAGUUACGUCAAUCAUCAUUUUAAUUAUAUUUGUUACUUUGAACACAAAACACGAAU